AAAUGGAUGGAGAUGUGACUGACAAAGUGUCUAGGUCUGAGCGUCUUGUGGCACCUCUCCUCUUGCACGAGCAGAUCCCGAAAGAACAUCGUUAUGGGGCCCCUUCGUGGUCAAAUCUUCGGAAGGGUUGGGAAGUGCGCAGUAGGAUACCACAGAGAUGCUAGAUCGUGAAAAGCAAAACCCGACAGCCGGAUGUACCGAAUUGCAUGAUGUGAAGUGAAGGUCGUGGAUUGAAUAUCAUCAUGCAAUCGCAGGUAUAAAUAGGAAGCGUUCCGACAGUCUUCAAGUUCUUUAUCCAUCGUCUAUCAUCAACCACAGCAGCAACAGCAAAGCUCACUAUAACUUACAUCACUUCUUCAGCAUCGUGAAAUCGAUACUUCUUAUCACAAAAUGGCACCAGUUUUGAAGAAGUACAAGGCCGCAGCAGUCAAUGCUGAGCCAGGAUGGUUCGACCUCGAAGAAUCUGUCAAGCGAACUAUUCACUGGAUCAACGAAGCUGGAAAGGCUGGCUGCAAGUUCAUUGCUUUCCCCGAGCUUUGGAUCCCGGGCUACCCAUACUGGGCCUGGAAGGUAAAUUACCAGGAGAGUCUGCCACUGCUCAAGAAGUAUCGCGAGAACAGUCUGCCCUCAGACUCUGAGGAGAUGCGUCGGAUUCGUGAGGUAGCCCGUGCCAACAAGAUCUUUGUCUCUCUGGGCUAUUCGGAACUGGAUCUGGCCAGUCUUUACACCACCCAAGUCCUCAUCUCUCCUACCGGUGAUAUUCUGAACCACCGUCGCAAGAUCCGCGCUACCCACGUCGAGCGUCUGGUCUUCGGAGAUGGUACUGGUGAUACCACUGAGUCUGUUAUCCAGACCGAGAUCGGCCGUGUGGGACACUUGAACUGCUGGGAAAAUAUGAACCCUUUUAUGAAGGCGUAUGCUGCCUCUCUUGGUGAGCAGGUUCACGUUGCUGCUUGGCCACUGUAUCCCGGAAAGGAGACACUGAAGUACCCCGAUCCUUUCACCAACGUGGCUGAAGCCAAUGCCGACCUCGUUACUCCGGCCUAUGCUAUUGAGACGGGCACCUUCACCCUGGCACCUUGGCAAAGCAUCACCGCCGAGGGUAUCAAGCUGAACACGCCCCCCGGAAAGGAGCUCGAGGAUCCCCACAUCUACAAUGGCCAUGGCCGUAUCUUUGGCCCUGAUGGACAGAAUCUUGUUCCUCACCCUGACAAGGACUUCCAGGGUCUGCUGAUUGUUGACAUUGACCUGGAUGAGUGCCAUCUCUCCAAGUCCCUGGCUGACUUCGGAGGACAUUACAUGCGUCCUGACCUCAUUCGUCUGCUUGUCGACACUAACCGCAAGGAUCUUGUUGUUCAUGAGGAUCGCGUAAAUGGAGGAGUUGCUUACACGCGUACCGUUGAUCGGGUGGGACUGUCGAGGCCUUUGGAAGCUGCGACCCCCAAUGGUGAACAGGAAGAGUAGAGUCAGGUUCUGGCAGGUCCAAUAAGGCGUAACCAAUGUUAUCUCUCCACUCAUCCGACUGUACCACUAUGAAAUGCAAUGCAAUAUAUUCCCAUCAUCCGGCCAAUUAGGGUUCCGCUGUCUAGACACUAAAUCGGAUAAGUUUCGAGUCUUAUUAUCC
Aspergillus caelatus is the source of this 1624-nucleotide messenger RNA. RefSeq names its product carbon-nitrogen hydrolase family protein. The transcript is spliced from 5 exons. The record is from RefSeq and is a predicted model, not a curated record. Gene Ontology annotation, biological process: cyanide catabolic process. Lineage: Eukaryota; Fungi; Ascomycota; Eurotiomycetes; Eurotiales; Aspergillaceae. The coding region runs from base 391 to 1464 and encodes 357 amino acids. Gene Ontology annotation, molecular function: cyanide hydratase activity.